Molecule: messenger RNA, 504 nt
Organism: Ochotona curzoniae (black-lipped pika)
Lineage: Eukaryota; Metazoa; Chordata; Mammalia; Lagomorpha; Ochotonidae
Gene: RPL30
Product: ribosomal protein L30
Exons: 5
Coding region: 113-460 (115 amino acids)
Cellular component (GO): cytosolic large ribosomal subunit
Molecular function (GO): structural constituent of ribosome; RNA binding
Source: RefSeq, a predicted model, not a curated record
GGCGCGGCCGUGAAGAGCGUUGCACUGUGGGAGUUCCUUCCUUUCUCGCUCCUCCCCGCCAUCUUGACGGGCGCGCUAGGUUGGAGGUCCGUCCCGCACCUCAGGCAGGAAGAUGGUGGCCGCCAAGAAGACGAAAAAAUCGCUGGAGUCCAUCAACUCGCGGCUCCAGCUGGUGAUGAAGAGCGGAAAAUACGUGCUGGGCUACAAGCAGUCCCUGAAGAUGAUCCGACAGGGCAAGGCGAAGCUCGUCAUCCUCGCCAACAACUGCCCGGCCUUGAGGAAAUCUGAAAUAGAGUAUUACGCCAUGUUGGCCAAAACUGGUGUCCAUCACUACAGUGGCAAUAACAUAGAGUUGGGCACAGCGUGUGGAAAGUACUACAGAGUGUGCACGCUCUCCAUCAUUGACCCAGGUGACUCUGAUAUUAUUAGAAGCAUGCCAGAACAGACUGGUGAAAAGUAAAUCCUGAAAUUUUUCCUUUAAUAAAAACAGAGCUUGUGUUAAAA